Messenger RNA from Olea europaea var. sylvestris, 837 nucleotides. RefSeq lists its product as uncharacterized. The record is from RefSeq and is a predicted model, not a curated record. The transcript has 3 exons. The coding region runs from base 1 to 837 and encodes 278 amino acids. NCBI's taxonomy places the organism in Eukaryota, Viridiplantae, Streptophyta, Magnoliopsida, Lamiales, Oleaceae.
AUGGAAGGUGAUGCAAAGAGCCCACGGAAAUCCGGGCUCGAGGCGUUACAAGUUGACAGCAUUGAGACACAUAUGACCAACUUGGGGGCUACAGUGAAGAAUUCGGAGGUACAGAUUAGUCAAAUAGCAACUGCAAUACAGUCUCAACAAAAAGAACAAUUCCCAGUGACACAGAGGUUAACCCACAGGAACACUGCAAUGCUAUCGCCCUACGAAGUGACUGAAGGGCAGAAAACUGAGGCAGAGGCAACAAAGAAGAUUUAUAAGCCUUACUCAAUUUCAUUUCCAGAAAACCCACCUAUCUUAAAGCCCCCACUACCAUUCCCGCAGAGGUAUUUGAAGAAGGAGUUUGAUGAAAAAUUUGAAAAGUUUCUGGAGGUCUUCAAGAAAAUCCACAUCAACAUUCCCUUUGUAGAAACCUUGGCCCAAAUGCCUAACUAUGCCAAGUUCUUAAAGGAAGUGAUAUCAAAGAAGAGAAAGUUGGAGGAAUUUGAGACUGUUAAGCUAAUAGAGGAGUGUAGUGCCAUACUUCAGAAGAAGCUCCCUCACAAAUCGAAAGAUCUGGGCAGCUUCAACAUCCGGUGCAAUUUUGGUGGUAUCACAUUUGAUAGGGCACUAUGUGACCUUGGAGCUAGCAUAAACUUGAUACCCUUAUCAGUGUCCAAAAAGCUGGGUCUUGGAAAAGUGAAUCCAGCAAUCCUUACCUUGCAACUGGCGAACAGAUCGAUCACAUAUCCCAAAGGCAUUAUUGAAGAUGUGUUGGUGAAGGUUGAUAAGUUCAUCUUUUUGGUGGACUUUGUGGUAUUGGACAUGAGGAGGAUGAGAAAGUACCAUUGA